Hypomesus transpacificus is the source of this 2809-nucleotide messenger RNA. It is a transcript of the gene entpd4, whose product is annotated as ectonucleoside triphosphate diphosphohydrolase 4. Gene Ontology annotation, cellular component: membrane. Gene Ontology annotation, biological process: nucleoside diphosphate catabolic process. Lineage: Eukaryota; Metazoa; Chordata; Actinopteri; Osmeriformes; Osmeridae. Gene Ontology annotation, molecular function: nucleoside diphosphate phosphatase activity. The record is from RefSeq and is a predicted model, not a curated record.
AAGAUUGACGCUUGCGCGGUAACCGAUGUAGCUCGUGGCAGCAGGUAGCCGUAGGGGUUGCUUAGCUAGCGGUUAACGCUAAACUAGUUAAGCUAGCCUAGCCGUUCCCAGUCUUUUUUGCCAUUAAUGGUUAGCUACCAAAUGACCUAUUGAUGUGAAGAAAGGCUUUCAAAAUCCGAUGCAAUGAGGAAGAAACUUAGGCAAUGGUGUCUCGAAGCCAACACCUCCAAUCUCCGCUAUCCUGAUUGUCAUCCAUCUAACAACCGUCUGAUCGAAGAUUGAAAAGAAUCCACACCAUGGGAAGGAUCAGUUUCUCGUGCCUUUUCCCUGCGUCGUGGCACUUCAGCCUGUCCCCACAGGUUCUCCCUCGUUUCCUGCUGCCUUCGUUCCGUCAGCUGAUCUUUAUCUGCCUCCUGGUGGGCCUACUGGGCCUGCUCUACGUCGUCCUGGUAACAGGAAAGGGCCAGGACAGCUGGAUAAGAAAGGACAGCCACUUCCACAGGCAUUUGGCGAGAGUCACUGACGUGGAGGCAACUGACACCAGCAAUCACCUGAACUAUGGUCUGGUAGUGGACUGUGGCAGCAGUGGCUCCAGGGUGUUUGUGUACUGCUGGCCCCGGCACAACGGGAACCCACACGACCUGCUGGACAUCAGGCAGAUGAGGGACCAGCACCGCAAGCCGGUGGUCAUGAAGAUCAAGCCAGGGAUCUCUGAGCUUGCCUCGUCACCGGAGAAGGCCAGUGAUUACAUCUACCCCUUGUUGAGCUUCGCAGCCCUGCACAUCCCCAAGAACAAGCACCAGGAGACUCCUCUCUACAUCCUCUGCACAGCUGGCAUGAGGGUGUUGCCUGAUAGUCAGCAGGAGGCUCUCCUGGAGGACCUGAGAACUGACAUCCCCGUUCGCUUCAACUUCCUCUUCUCUGAUUCCCACGUGGAGGUCAUCUCUGGGAAACAGGAAGGCGUGUACGCCUGGAUCGGCAUUAACUUCGUCCUCGGACGGUUCAAUCACCUUGGUAACGCUGACAGGGAAGCCACGGUGGAGGUGCAGAUCCCUGGGGCUGACCACCAGGAGGCGCUGGUGAGGAAGAGGACCACAGGGGUGCUGGACAUGGGCGGCGUCUCCACGCAGAUUGCAUACGAAGUGCCCAAAACUGAGGAAGUGGCCAAGAACUUGCUGGCGGAAUUCAACCUUGGCUGUGACGCUCAUCGCACAGAGCACGUGUACCGCGUGUAUGUGUCCACUUUCCUGGGCUUCGGGGGCAACGCCGCUCGACAACGAUACGAAGAGAACCUAUUUAGGAACGCGAUCACUCGGAAUAAACUCCUGGACCAGCAUGUUGGUGACACGGCAGAGUCCCCUCUCUUGGACCCGUGUCUGCCCACAGACCUGCAGGAUGAGGUGGGCCCGGGCGACCGCAGGCUCCACCUGAGGGGCACCGGGGACUUUGACCAGUGCAGACGGCUUCUCCAGCCUUUCCUCAACCACACCAACCAGACUCACUCCUCCCUCAGCGGAGUCUACCAGCCGCCCAUCGACUACUCCAACAGCCAGUUCUACGGCUUCUCCGAGUUCUACUACUGCACCGAGGACGUACUGCGCAUGGGCGGGGACUACAACUCCUCUAAGUACAGCAGCGCAGCCAAGAGUUACUGUGCCACCCAGUGGAGGACUCUGAAGGAGAGAUUUGACGCCGGCUUGUAUGCUUCUCAUGCCGACAUGCACAGGCUCAAGUACCAGUGUUUUAAAUCGGCCUGGAUGUAUGAGGUGUUUCAUUCUGGUUUCUCCUUCCCUGCGGAUUAUAAAAACCUCAAAACGGCUCUCCUGGUCUACGACAAAGAGGUGCAGUGGACUUUAGGAGCCAUUCUUUACAGGACUCGUUUCCUGCCUCUGAGGGACAUGCAGCAGGAGAGUCUUAAAGGAGUACACUCUCACUGGCGACACAGCUUCUCCUUCCUCAACAACCACUUCCUGUUUCUGGCUUGCUUUCUGGUGGUCCUCCUGUCCAUCCUGCUCUACUUGCUCCGCCUACGUCGCAUCCACCGGCGCACGGCCCAGCGCUGCAGCUCUUCCCCUGUCCAAUGGCUGGAGGAGGGAUUGGUCUCCCCUUCGCUCCCCAUCACCCUAUAGGCUCCUUCACUUGUCACUCAAACAAACUGUUCUCCUUGCCCCACCCACCUCAGUCCAUCUGUGUACACCUUCAUCAUAAGGCCUUGUAUAUUUGUGUGUAUAUCCUGAAAAUGGCUACCUUCUUGGUUGGGAGCUUAGGGAACUAUGAGAAGCAAUGUUGAGAUUCAGGCAACGCUAAUGUAAAACAUGUUGCAUGUUGAAUUUGAAGCCUUGGAUUGUCUUCGGUUAUUUUUUCUUCUCAGUUUAUUUAUUUUUGUUGAUAUGAACAAAUUCUGCCUUUUUCUAUAACAAGAAAUGUGAAUGAGGCACAGAGAGACUGUUCUUGCCUGAUGUUUUAGUGUUCCCUUGUGUCUGAAUUAUACAUAAUUAAAAUGGCAGCUGCCUUCCCAUUUCCACUUAUAAGUGAUGUCAUAGACAGUUACUGGACAACAUCUGGCCAGGUGACAUAAAUAAUACUAUAAAUACUGUAGAUUUCAUGCCACAUUUUCAUGUUAUUUUAUGUAUGCCUUUUUGGAUGCGUGACUGGUGAAUGUUUCUGUAUUGGGAUAAGUCAAGUUUUAGACCCGAAUGAUCUCAUACUUGGUUUGCUUGGCACAACGUAUUUUUUAUAUAUUUUGUGAUUCUUUCUACUAUUGUUUAUUAACUUAUGAGAAACAGACCUAGUUCCUGGGAAAUUACGG